Gongylonema pulchrum is the source of this 570-nucleotide messenger RNA. NCBI's taxonomy places the organism in Eukaryota, Metazoa, Nematoda, Chromadorea, Rhabditida, Gongylonematidae. The record is from the annotation of a GenBank genome assembly.
GUUAUGCAGCUCAGUGUUCCGGUUUUUCUGCGCCGUAUCAUUAACAGUCCGUAUCACCCGUUCAACGUCAAAAUUCAUCCCGACAGAUGGCAGAAACGUGAACAACUUCGGCGAUUUGUUGCAUGGCAGUAUGGAUUCGAGCGUACCACCGUGAAAAGAGGCCUGCGAAAGCUCAAUAAAUUGUUCAUUUAUCAAAGUAUGCAACGUGAAGAUGCACCAAAACUCGAGAGAUUUCAUGCGGCACAACGUGUGGAAGCAGCGUUGGCCGAAUAUCAUUUUGAUUAUCCAGCGUUCCGGAAUAUGUUAUCAAAGGCACACAUUGAGCUAGAUAACAUAGUUCUUUCUCAACUCGCAAUAUACGAACCCCAGUCGUUUAAGAGUUUGGUUAUAUUGACGAAACAGAUGGCACAGGAAGACGGACGUGCCGUGAUCGUUGAUGAGGAGCAGAAAAAUGUCCAAACCGAUCCGUCAUUAUUUGGCACCCCGUUUCCCCGCUCAAAGAUGUAUCCUCGCGGUGCUGCUAAAAAUCACCAGAAGCGUCCAAGACCACUCAAAAUUACAGAAUUCUGA